CCUACCCGAGACCGAGAGCCCAACUCGCCAUCCUCUCUCUCUUUCUACCCUCCGCGUCUUCCCUUCCAGCUUCCAAUGCCUCGCCCCGCCCUCCUCUCUCCCCCCUCCCCUCCCCUCUCCCUUCUUCCCCUCCAUCGGACCCCUCUCUGGAUCUCCUUCUCCUCCCGCUUGCCCACGAGGACGCCCUUCGAUUCCUCCCCUCAUCGCUUUCGUCCCGUUUCUCUCCCGGUCUUCAGCUCAGGUGCACCGGUCGUUCCUGCAGCGGCUACUGGAUCAAGGGAAGAUGAAGAAGAAGAAGAAGUGGAAGGGUCGAAAUUCGUGGAGGUCGGGUACAUAAGUACCACUCAUGGGAUCAGAGGGGAGCUCCGGGUAGUCUCAAGCACGGAUUUUCCCGAACUUAGAUUCUUUAAGCCGGGAAGAAGAUGGCUGAGAACCCGUAUUUUGGGGAAAGAAAUGAUCUCGGAAGUGGAGCUCACAGGAGGUAGAAGCCACUCCGGGCAGAAGUGUUGGAUUAUAAGUUUUAGCGGGAUCGAUACAAUGGACAAGGCUAAGCAGAUAGUUGGUUCAACUUUGCUUGUAAGGGAAGAAGACAGGCCAGAAUUGGAGGAAGGCGAGUUCUACACUCAUGAUCUUGUUGGCAUGAAAGUUGUUCUUAAGGAAACGGGCAGACUAGUGGGAACUGUCAUUAAUGUAUUCAACUAUGGCGCUAAUGAUCUUCUGGAGGUCAUGCCUGAGUCAUCAAAGCCAGAUUUAAGCUAUCAUUGUUCACAUGUAUGGGUUCCAUUUGUUGAAGCAAUUGUUCCCGAUGUUGACAUGGAUAAGAGAGAAAUGUGGAUCACUCCUCCAAAGGGACUCCUAGAGCUGAAUUUACGUUCUGAUGUGAGAACCAAAAAAGAAAGACGCCAGCUGGAAUGGAAAGAAAAAAAGAAGUUACAGCGACGUCUGAUUGCAGGUAAAAAGAAGUUGUGUGAAAUGGACCAGAAACAUCUCCUGGAAGGAUUAAGAUUCGGAGAUAAGGCCCAAAAGAGUUGGCUUGCAAAGCAGAUUGCAGAAAUUGAUUUCAAGUUGCUUCAACAUGCUAUGGAGAGUUCCAGCAUACCUCAUGACAGACACAACUUAUCAGAAUUUAUUGAUGCUAAUUCGGCUGUAUUGCUGAAGAACACAAUGAGAUUAUCUCACAAAUACCUCAUGAGAAAUGAAAGUAAAGGAAGGAAUGACUUGAAUUAUGAAUUGCACGAACGGGGUUUAAAACUCCUUAUGGAAUCUAAAGCUGCUAUCAUUCUUGUUGUAAAUAACAAGGACACUCUUGAAAGGGGUUUUGAGACAGAUGAUGUUUGUGUUGGAAGACAAGAACCUAUGGUCAACCUGUUUCAAGAAUUACUUCUUGAUUGCAAAAGAGUUUUGAAGGUGGAAGAACAGGUUAUCUCAAUUCCUUUAGUUAUAGUUUGUCCAGAUCAUGAGAUACAAUUGUAUAAAGAUUGCUUAUCAGAUAAUGGGUACUUUGGUAUAAUUAGUCGAAAGGUUUGGUUCUUAGAAGAAAGGAAGCUACCAAUUAUUAGCACCUCCACAGAUCAGAAAAGAAACAAAAUCUUAUUAAAGUCUCCGUGGGAGAUACUCCAAGCACCAACAGGAUCUGGAGGACUUUUCAGUUUACUUACCUCACACAAAGUUGUUGAUGAUCUUAAUGAAAUGGGCAUUGAGUAUCUCCAGGUUUGCAGCUUGGAUGACGGAUCUACCAUCGGGCAUCCGCUGUUUGUGGGGUUGGUUAGUUCCCAUGGGGCAGAUGUCGGUAUCAAAUUCAUGGAGGGCAACAAAGGAGAUGAUGAAUUUGACCUUAUUUUUUCCAUGAGGUUUAUAAACAGCAUCAGCAAACAAUUUGAUAGACUCCAGUUCUGUGCUGUUCCAGAGCGACAUUUGCAUGUUGAGCAGGUUGACAACGAGUGGACUACGGUCCAUCCAGACAAGCCCAACUCAUAUCAUCUUCACUGUUCAAUCUACAGCACCUUGAACGGUUGUCCUCUUGACAAUAUAUGUAUCAUGCAAGUGAUGGAGUAACUCCCUUUUUUCUUUGAGCAGACAAUUUGAAAAAUGGAGGGGAAAAAACUGCUGUAUGUGUGUGACUGUAUAAAUAAUUUAGCAUUAUCUUUCAAAGACAAGUUUUUAUAUAAGAUGAAAAUGUUGAAAAGUGGUUCGGCUCUUCAA
Messenger RNA from Phoenix dactylifera (date palm), 2202 nucleotides. RefSeq names its product 16S rRNA processing protein RimM family. Gene Ontology annotation, cellular component: ribosome. Gene Ontology annotation, biological process: rRNA processing; UDP-N-acetylglucosamine biosynthetic process. Lineage: Eukaryota; Viridiplantae; Streptophyta; Magnoliopsida; Arecales; Arecaceae. The record is from RefSeq and is a predicted model, not a curated record. Gene Ontology annotation, molecular function: ribosome binding; UDP-N-acetylglucosamine diphosphorylase activity.